AUGAAGAUAAGUAAAGUAUUUUGGCUAUUUUAGAAAUUCAACUGAGAGCGAUGGAAUAGUAUUUAGAAGCCAAUAAAAUACAUAAGGCCAAAGAAGUUGAUUAAAAUGUAAAAUUUUUUUUUUAUAGAAAUAGGGUAGUUUGUUGAAUUAUAAUGAAUGGAAGAAUUAUGUGAUCUAAUUAAAGAUAAAUACUACUAAAUUUUAAAAUUAUAAUUUGAUAAUUCAAAUUAAUCCUAUAAAUACUUUUAUAUUCGGUACAUUAAGGUAAAUAAAAAUUUUUAAACAAAUUUAUAUUUGA
Paramecium sonneborni is the source of this 298-nucleotide messenger RNA. The record is from the annotation of a GenBank genome assembly. NCBI's taxonomy places the organism in Eukaryota, Ciliophora, Oligohymenophorea, Peniculida, Parameciidae.